Molecule: messenger RNA, 4107 nt
Organism: Sinocyclocheilus rhinocerous
Lineage: Eukaryota; Metazoa; Chordata; Actinopteri; Cypriniformes; Cyprinidae
Product: ETS domain-containing protein Elk-1-like
Exons: 8
Coding region: 605-1939 (444 amino acids)
Biological process (GO): cell differentiation; regulation of transcription by RNA polymerase II
Cellular component (GO): nucleus
Molecular function (GO): DNA-binding transcription factor activity, RNA polymerase II-specific; sequence-specific DNA binding
Source: RefSeq, a predicted model, not a curated record
GUAGUCGUAGUCGAGGCGUUCGUGGAAACAGGAAGCAAAGAGGGGGAAAGCCAAGCAGAGGUUGUUGUUACAAAAAAAAUUAAGAAGGGAGCGCUCUGUCUUUUCCCUCCCAGCUAUUUUGAGCUCUUUAAACUAACAGUGCAGCCGCGGACUUUCAGUCCGUUGCUUGGACACGGCUGAAGGAGAGAAGCUCGCGCGCUUCGCGGACCAACGGCUACCUGAUCAGGGGUGUCGGUUUAUUUGCCCUCCCUCACCGUCCACCACACUGGAAUUAACCCCACCUUACUGAUACCGUAUUAUUUUAAAGGCAGGGCGUGCCAUUCCACCUUUUAAACGCGGCCCUGGUUGUUUUACUGGAGUAUUUUGGCGUUUGAAGAAGUCUUCAGUCUGUCUGACAGGAACGGUGCAAGCGCAGGCAGCCUGAGCUAACGCGAGCUAGCGACUUAGCUGCUAAUGUCAACUAACAUGGAGGGAGAGGUGCAUGUGUUACAUAACAACCAAACGCAAUUAAAUCACCGACUUUUGACACCCAGCAAGCACAGUUAUGGACGUGAAUUAAUCUCCAAAGAAUAAAACGGCCCAUAAACACAUUUAUUUGGCAGAGAUGGAGUCGAACCCGCUGAUCAGCGCAAUGGAUCCGUCCAUUACAUUGUGGCAGUUCCUGCUACACCUGCUGGAUGAUCAGAGUCAGAAGCAUUUGAUCUCCUGGACAUCUGGGGAUGGAGAGUUCAAACUGCUGGAUGCCGAGGAGGUGGCCAGACUCUGGGGGCUGCGCAAGAACAAAACCAACAUGAACUAUGAUAAACUGAGCAGGGCACUUCGUUACUACUAUGACAAGAAUAUUAUUAAGAAAGUUAGCGGCCAGAAGUUUGUCUACAAGUUUGUGACCUUUCCGGAUCCCAACUCUGCUGAUGGGCUGAAAGGGCCUGAGGAUUCCCAGAGGGCCACUACAGGGGAGAAAUUGGAGCUUUCCAUUCAGACCAAAUCUAACACCACCAACCCGUGUCUCUCCAAGAGCCUGCAGGUUCAGCACUCCUCUCCUAGCUCAGUGCAACGCAGCUCCCGCAACGAUUACAUGAAGUCUGGUCUCUACUCCACUUUCACUAUCCAGUCCCUGCAGACGCCCUACAAAACCACAUCCAAAUUCAUCAAAACAGAGCACGUCCUGAGUGACUGCAGCCCCAAUCCUGCCCCUCUGGACUGCACAGUGCAUGAGAUGCGAAUGUGUCAGACAGAAGGACAGCAGGGAACUGUUCAGGCCCAGUCGGCUGUAGAGAGCAGCAGUCUGCAGGUGAUAGUGACCCACCCGUCCCCAUGUGCUACUCCCGCCCUCAGCCCACAGACGCCCUCUGGAUCUGCCACGGCAACCACGAAUACUCAAGCACAGAAGAGCCAGAGUUUGGGUGACCCACCCCAGAUCUACCUGUCUGAUCCCAGCUCUCUGACCUCGCUCAUUCCUCUAGCUCAUGGAGAAUGUGUAGUCAACCAUUCUCAGCCUGUGUUUGUGGUCAUAAAGCCUUCGCCAGUCGGGCUUCCCAAAGAGUCCAGUCUCCCGCCUGAAGACGAUUUGCUGGAGAUUGUCCAUUUGGAUGACAAAACAGAUGUUGAGCCAGUGUCCACAGUGCCUGUCCCUGGAGUUACAGAUGCCCCUAUCCCUGUGGAUGCUCCAUCACCCUGUGUGGAGCCAGUAUCCCAGCCGGUUGGAGAAGGGGAAGUGAAAGAGAAGCCUGAGCUACCCGUGCAAGUGCUGUUGACACCGAGUCCGCUGCCAUCAACCAUUCACUUCUGGAGCACUCUCAGUCCAAUCGCUCCACGCAGCCCUGCCAAGCUCUCCUUUCAGUUCCCCUCCAACGGAAGCAAUCAGAUCCAGAUCCCAGCACUGAGCGUGGACGGCCUAUCCACACCUGUCGUUCUCUCCCCUGGACCACAGAAACCAUAACUUGCGAUUUAAUUCCCUUAUCUCCUGCCGUGGUGAUUGGCUCCCUCCCCAGUCAAUGAAACGCUGAGGACGGCCAAUGAAAGAUGGGACACUCCAUAUCAAGUUCUGCUGUGAGUUGGGCGGGGCUUCUGCUCCAAUGUUGACUCGGGAGGAGUGCGCUCUCAGCCGGCCUUCACGAUUGGUUGACAGAGCGGCCCGAUUCUGGGCUUGAUGGUGGCAUUUCAUAGACUAUUUGCUCUUUUGAUUUUCCUUUGCCUUUUAUAUGAUCAUCAUGGACGGUUAUUUAUUUAUUUCUGAUGUUUCUUGGUGCAUCGUGAGAUGCAUAUACCAGAAUGCUCAUGUGAACUUGGAACUCGGAGAUCUCAAUUUUAUUUUUGAUUUCUCACCGUAACAUUAUGAGUUAUGGACCAGACGAGGUAUCCUUUGAUUGAAUCAAGGCAUAAAAUGCCAUUUACUUCACAGAUGGAGCAUAGCUUUCUUAAAAACUUCUUUAUAAAAACUUUCUUUAAAAAAAUGGAAAGCAUGCAUUUGAAAUCUGCCAGAUUAAAGUGCAAGUUAAUUUCUUUCUUCGGCAUUACAGAGACACAAAUACAUCAUUUAUAGUAACACUGUUAUUUAAAAAUUUUGUGUUUUUUUCCAUGGACAAAGGAGUCCAUUUUCCUAAAGUGGCAUUGAAAAUGCCAGAGGAAUGUAACAGCCAUUCCCAGGAUUUGAAAAGGUGGAACCAGGGAGGAAAAGAUACAAAGAGAUUCUGAGUGAUAUCAUGAUCUGGAAUGUAUCAAUCUUUUUCUUCUAUUGCAUCAUUCCUUUAUUUCAGAACCUUCUUCUUGUAGAUAUAUGUUGCACCCAUUCCAAGAUUUUGUAUUCUUGCUUUCCUGUUUUUGUUGUUGUUUUUAGUAAUUCUAUCAAGGAGCCCUUUCUCUGGCAGCAUUGACAAUGCAGGUGAAGGUUUCAGAAGUGUCGCAGCGAAGCUUUGCAGUUUCAUGCUUUUUUUUUCUUCAAAAGAAAACGCCAGAGGAGACCAAAGACCAGCUGUUUAUAUACAAUCCAUCUUAGCAUCUCUAUCCUUUUUUUUCUCUUGUUUCGCAUUUUCUCUCGCUCUCGUCUUUUUAUUUUUACUCUGCCGCAUUAAAGGGCUAUAAGAACCUUCACACAACCAAAACCCACUCACUUCUGACACUGUAUAUAACUGAUACAUCUAACUCGCCAGCUAUAAGUGUAAAACACAUUAAUCCUUGUAAAUAAAGUAAUUUAUGGCAGAACAGGAAGUAUGUAGCUUCAGCUGCUUUCGAUGUUGUUAGUAGUUUUGUGCAGCCUGCCUCUUAUGCUAUGUUCGUCUGAUGUGUUAAAAUCACACUCACGGUUGUUACCUCAAAAGCUGUCAACAGCUCGACGUGUCAAAGCAGGCACGCAAAUACGUUGCAACUGACAAACAAAGUCAACGAUCAUUUGCAUGUCUUCUUGCGCUUGUAGUUUCUCAAGUUUCCUGUGGAGAAAUCAUGGUGGUUAUAUAUAGAGUUCUGCAGAAAGCUGUAGUCAGUGUUUAUGGACAGUAACUGCCUCCACCGCAUACAGCCUUUUCUGUACGACUGUUUCUAUCAUUUCAUUUGACCUGAGUUUGCUGAACUCACACAUAACAUCCUUGUUUUCCGUUUUAAGAACAUUUGGACAACAGUGUCUUUCACUUUAGAACAUUUUGGCUCUUUAAGUUGGUGCUUUUUGUUGUUUUAAAGAGUGUUUUGGUUUGAUAUCUGCGUAAUUGUAAUGAACUUGGGAGGAUUUGCUGGUAGCAUGCUGCAAUUGCUUACGCUUGUCACCUCUCAGAUUGUUUCUCCUGCAUUUUGUGCACCUCAUGGCUGAUUUGUUACAUGGACCAAUGUGAACUGUUCUUUUCUCAGUGAAUGACUGUUUGUUUUAAGAUGAAGCACUUGAGAAAAGCCUUGAAGAUUAGUAAAUGUUCACCUCAGCUCUUGGUGUCCCUUUAAUAUGUACCGAUGAUGUCAUGGACGCCCACAAGUCGACACAUUGAAUGUUCUGUUCGGGGGGCAUUUUGGGAGUCACCCCCUCACGUUACCACGUGCUAAGCUCAGUGAACUGAUAUCAGCUUAACCUCCUGAGACCCUGCAUCCUCAUAUCCAGGACAUUAUAUUUUAGUGAAUUUCUUUGUG